This is a messenger RNA of Macadamia integrifolia, 1751 nucleotides long. Its product is annotated as dnaJ homolog subfamily B member 13-like. The transcript has 3 exons. The record is from RefSeq and is a predicted model, not a curated record. NCBI's taxonomy places the organism in Eukaryota, Viridiplantae, Streptophyta, Magnoliopsida, Proteales, Proteaceae. Gene Ontology annotation, cellular component: cytosol. Gene Ontology annotation, molecular function: protein-folding chaperone binding. The coding region runs from base 9 to 1163 and encodes 384 amino acids.
UCUCCUUCAUGGGAGAACACCACAAGCGUUCCUCAUCAGAUUUCCAAACCAUCAUUGGUGUCCCCAAAGGUUCUUGUUGCAUUAAAGAUGCCUGCAAGGCCUACAAAUCCAUGACGACAAGAUGGUAUCCUGAUAAGAAUUCUUCUUCCACCAAAGCUGAAGACGUAACCAAGUUAAAAACCCUUAAAGAAGCCUUUUUUGAGGACUCCAGAGACAAUGGAGGAGGGAAUCAUCCUUCAACUACCGAUCAUAUCUUCAAGCAGCAUCAGAGCGUCGACGAUCAGUUCUACAUGCCAUCAUUCCAUUCGAGGGACACAAGCCGGAGAUCUAAAACCCCAUCUCCAAUGUCUGGCUCGCUCUCAAGAGGCAUGAGUCGGAGGAGCACCAACUCCAGCAGCCUUAGUGAGCCACAGCCUCUCUCAAGAAGCAUAAGUCGAAUGAGCAACACAAGCACAAUACCCACUAGACAGGGUGAACCGUCGCCGCUCUCAAGAAGCAUAAGCCGAAUGAGCAACAGUAGCACAAGCCCAGGCAGCGAACCACCACUAUCGAGAUGCAUUAGCCGACGGAGUAGCACCACCCCUAUCAUGUUCUCCUACUCGACCGCAAGAACUAAGCCCCCACCGGUGGAGAAGCAGCUAGAGUGCACCCUAGAGGAGUUGUUGAAGGGAUGCACCAAAAAGAUCAAGAUAAAAAAAGAUGUCAUUACUAAUACCGGAUUGAUUGUUCAGGAAGUGGAGACACUGACAAUGAAGGUGAAACCUGGAUGGAAAAAAGGAACAAAGAUAACAUUUGAUGGAAUGGGUGAUGAGAGACCAGGAUUUCUACCAGCUGAUAUUAUCUUCUUAAUUGCUGAGAAACGCCAUUCCAUGUUCAGAAGAGAAGAAAAUGACUUGAUCUUAUCAGUACAGAUUCCCUUAAUAAAAGCACUCACAGGAUGCAUUCUCUCUAUUCCUCUCUUAGGAGGGGAGAAGAUGGUUUUGACACUAGAUGAGAUUGUGUACCCUGGUUACACAAAGAUAAUCUCAGGCCAAGGAAUGCCUAAUCCAAGAGAGCAUGGAAAAAGAGGAGAUCUACAAGUCAUAUUCCAGAUCAAUUUCCCAACGAAAUUGAGCGAUGAACAGCGCUUUGAUGUUGUUAAUCUUCUUCAAGGUUGCACUUGAAUUUGAAAUCCAACUUGUUUUUUUCUUUAUAUUUCUUUGAGAAUUUUCUCUUGGGAUUUCCAAUCUUAGAUCUUGUACUACAGUGUACCAUAUGAUAGAAAAAAAAAAGUUGGGUUUCCAUCGAUGAUGGAGAGACAUUUGGCUAAACUAGAACAAUAGUUUCCAUUUCCUAAGUUAUUCCAUGGCUCAUAAGACCAAGGCCAUCCUUUCCAGUAACUUGGCCAACACUGCCAGAGAAAUCUGGCACACACUUGAGUGACUCUACCACAACGAGUCUACAUCCUCUAUAGCGAGCGGUGAGGUGCGGUGAGCAUCAGACAGCUGAGAGCAUCUGGACAUGCACCCCAAGGGGCUCCCAGCCACCUGAUGCUCACUGCACCAGUACAACAGCUAUGGAUGAUUUUCAUGCUACUACAACCAAUCUAAGGCUCCAAUCAUGCUGCUUCGUUUACAACUGCAAAACACCAAGCGUGAUGCCUCGUUAAUUCAUUACUAUCUACUAAACAUUAAGGGCCCGUUUGAUAACGUUUCAAGAAAUGCGUUUCUGCCGUUUCUGUUUCCAGAAACAGCAGAAACGGAGUAAAAAGC